Caenorhabditis remanei is the source of this 2064-nucleotide messenger RNA. RefSeq lists its product as uncharacterized. Gene Ontology annotation, biological process: sodium ion transmembrane transport. NCBI's taxonomy places the organism in Eukaryota, Metazoa, Nematoda, Chromadorea, Rhabditida, Rhabditidae. The coding region runs from base 1 to 2064 and encodes 687 amino acids. Gene Ontology annotation, molecular function: ligand-gated sodium channel activity. The transcript is spliced from 11 exons. The record is from RefSeq and is a predicted model, not a curated record. Gene Ontology annotation, cellular component: membrane.
AUGGGACGAUUCGUCCAACAAGAAAGUCCGGCAUCAGAUGAUAGAUCAACUAGGAAUAAAAGAGAAUCUGUCCAUUUCCAGUCUGAUAGUUUUGAUGAUGAAAUCUCGAAUUCCCCUUCUUCCUCCUGUUCAACUGUUGGAGAUUUGCCAAAUAUCAAACCAUCUGCAAGCAAAGGAUCAUUUCUAUCCGAAUUAAAACCAUUUUCAAAACGAGCGUCUCAGUUGAUAGUUGAUGUUCCAGUUGCACAUUUGAGGAAAAUCAAAAAUACAGAAGGAGUUUCAUCUAUUACGAGAGAAUCCGAACAUUUUUCGAAUACGACAACACUCCACGGACCAAAACGGAUAUACAACGGAAAGAAAUGGUCAUUUGUAUUUUGGGUAUUUAUAAUGAUAGCUUCAAUGAUAAUGUUACUCACUCAAGUCACUUCACUCAUCAAUAUGUUUCUCUCAAAACCUACAGUAUCUCAAGUUUCAUUUCUUUUAAGUGAGGGAGGAAUGCAAUUUCCACGUGUCACAGUGUGUAGUUUCAACCCAAUAAAAAGGAGUUAUGUGGAAACACUCAACAGUACCAAAGAUCUUUCGGAUGAUUUACUUGAUUACUUGAUGAUGUUCAAUAGUGAUGCAAUGACACUUUAUGGAAGAGCUGGUGGACCGUCACUUCAUUCUGGAGAUAACAUAUACAAACAGUAUGUUGCCAGCCAUCCGAAUUUCACAGCUGAUGGAUUCUUUAUGGAUGCGGGAUUCUCUUGUGGAGACAUGUUCAAAAUGUGUUCAUUCGGAGGACGUCGUUUCGAUUGUUGUAAAUAUGCGACCCCAAUCUUCUCCGACUUGGGAAAAUGCUUCACAUUAAACGUUCAAAGCAGUGAUAAACCAUGGAUGAAAAUGCAAACAGAACCAGGGAUUGCUGCUGGAUUACAAAUAAUUCUGGAUUCUCAUUUGGAAGAACAGUUCGAUUCGGAAACAGAUGGAGUCACUCCAGUAUUCUCAAGUGCAUUCGAAAACGGAUUCAGAUUUUACGUUCAUCCAUCUGAAGAAAUUCCAUUUCUGGCCUCGGAAGGGAUUGCUGUUUCACCAGAUAGUGUAGUUUAUUCUGCACUUUCCAGUUCUAAAUAUAUAUUAUUAUCAUCGAGUGCAUGGGGAAACUGUUCUGAUAACUGGCCGCCAGGAUAUGACUACAACUUCCCAUAUACUGCUGCAAUGUGUUCAACUCUUUGCAAAGCACAAUAUUUCCAGAAGUUAUGUGGAUGUUCUCCAUCGAUUUAUAAUCAUUUAAAUAGUUUCAAUGACUGCACUCCAUACGAAACAUACCGAUGUAUGGAUACAAAAAUGAAAAAAGUCGUGAACCAAACAACGUUUAAUAUUGAAAUGCCAACAUGUGAAGAGUGUCGGGUUGAAUGUAAAAGUCAAGUGUAUCAUUCAUUCAACUCUUAUGGAAAAGGAUUAUCAAGAGGAGCUUUGAUGUGGUUGAGCAAGCAAGGAGAUUGGAGAAUUCAACAUAUGAAGGCAAACUUCCAAGUGGUGAAUGUUUUCUUUCGAGACAUGUCAUAUACUGAAUACAUUCAAAAACGUGGAAUGUCACUGACUGAACUUCUUUCGGAUAUCGGAGGAAAUAUGGGAAUGUUCAUGGGAAUGUCUGUAUUUACAAUCAUUGAAUUGUCUCUUUUUCUCUCAAAAAUUGGAUGGAUUGCAUUUUCAAGAAAACGAAGAGAUUAUAUGUAUUCAAAGAAGAAGAAUGAGGAAAUGCAUGAGAAAGAAUUAGAAGACGUUGUGACUGGAUUCAAAUUAUUUAGAACAAGAAAAUCUGGAAAUGAUAUGAGUCAUUUGAGAGAAAAAAUCAAAGGGUUAUCAAUGCAUCGAGUGACAUCAGAACAAUUGAAUCUGCCACCACCGGCACCUCCGGCGUAUCCUCCACCGCUUCCUCCUCCUCCUCCGCCUCCAGCUCCUCCGCCACCUCCAGAAUAUCCUCCAGCUCCUCCAGCGGCAGAUGCUCCACCAGCUCCGCCUCCAGAAGAGUACCCUCCACCUCCUCCUCCAGCUGGGAAUUCUCCUCCUCCUCCUCCUUGA